This is a messenger RNA of Phalaenopsis equestris, 795 nucleotides long. Its product is annotated as protein mago nashi homolog. Gene Ontology annotation, biological process: RNA splicing. The coding region runs from base 93 to 551 and encodes 152 amino acids. The transcript has 3 exons. Lineage: Eukaryota; Viridiplantae; Streptophyta; Magnoliopsida; Asparagales; Orchidaceae. The record is from RefSeq and is a predicted model, not a curated record. Gene Ontology annotation, cellular component: nucleus; exon-exon junction complex.
GCAGUUUAGUACUUCCAGGAAUCAGAAGUUCUCCACCAUUGCAGCCGCGAGGGAAAAGCCCGAGGAGACCUCGACGGAGUUCGAGUUGACCUAUGGCGGGGAACGAUCAGGACGAGUUCUACCUCCGGUACUACGUGGGUCACAAGGGAAAGUUCGGGCACGAGUUCCUGGAGUUCGAGUUUCGCCCCGACGGAAAGCUUCGUUACGCUAACAAUUCCAACUACAAGAAUGACACUAUGAUCCGCAAAGAGGUCUUCCUUACCCCCGCCGUCCUCCGUGAAUGCCGCCGCAUCAUCUCCGAGAGCGAGAUAAUGAAGGAAGAUGAUAAUAACUGGCCGGAACCGGAUAGGGUAGGGAGACAGGAAUUAGAAAUUGUGAUGGGUAACGAGCACAUCUCUUUCACCACAUCAAAGAUUGGAUCCCUCGUUGACGUCCAGAGUAGCAAGGAUCCUGAGGGUCUGCGCAUCUUCUAUUACCUCGUUCAGGACCUGAAGUGUUUUGUGUUUUCCCUUAUAUCCCUCCACUUCAAGAUCAAGCCAAUUCAAUCUUGAGUCUUCCUUUAUUUGAUAAUCAUACAUACACCACUAAAAUUUAUGAGGUUUGCUGUAGUUUAUCUUGAAGAUGAUGCGCUGGGAUGAGUUUUAGCAAGCUUUAUUUAUAUCUUGUCCAGGAAUGUUUACAGUGACUGCUGCUUCUGGUCAAUAUUUGUUGUUGGAUCUAAACUGUUUUAACUAUGCAAUUAAAGAUAGGUUUAAAAUUUAUUAGAUUUGUUUUCAGUAUAAUAUAAUUUAUGUG